AUAACAUUAACAACAAAUUCUCGGUAGUCAGCAAGGGGAGUUCAUCAUCUGAAAAAAAUAAAUCAAUGACAAUUUUGUCCCAAUCUCCAACAACGCCAACGAAAAAAGAUCAACAACCGAAGAAAAUGUCGCAACUCGAAACGUUAGAAGCGAAGAUGGCAAGUAUCGAAGUGAGUUUAAGUGCGUCGUCGCAUCACGUAGCCACGCCACGUCGUCGCAAAGGCACCUCGUUAGGCAGCAUUUCGAUUCGCGCCUCGUCGAAACCGGAUUUGUCGAGCAGCACGAGCAACAUUGCGGCUCUCGUGUCGUCAAAGGAGUCGCCGUCAAAGGAAUUGAGAUCGGCACUUGUUGAACGGGAGGCAGUUAUUCAGAGUUUAAGGAUGCAACUUGGGUUGGCGAAGCUUCCGAGACCUACGGGACCCGCUUUUACGGAAAAUGAGAGACCCGAAGCGGAGCAACGACUCACGAGAUUGUUGAAAGAUGCGGAAAAUAAAAAAGUUGCGAUACGAAAUUUGAAGGCGGCGUUGGAAAAGUUGGAUAUAACGGAUAAUAUUGAUGUGCGGAUCAGACAAGCGGAGUUGGAGUAUGCGUUGGGCAGGGAGGAGCUUCAUUUGUUGUCAAUUGUCGAGGAAUGUCGCGCUUUGCAGGCUCGGCUGGAUAAAUCGAAGCCAGAAGCGAAUACGUUGUUCAAUAUUUUGGAGUCGGGAGGAAAUUUGAGUUUGGUUGCGGUUCGUGCGAAUGCCGGAAGAUGGAAUGCAAGUCACAAAAAUGAUGGACAAGGGUUUGUCGUUGAUUGGGCUCUUGAAGGUGAAUCUUUGUGCAAAAACGAUCGAAUCCUCGAAGUCAACGGAACAAUUAUCACAGGCAAAUCUCGCGAAGAACUCCAAAAACUCAUUGCGGGCGUCGAAAAAUCCGAAAUUGUCGUUUUACGAAAGAAACCCAUCUCCGUUUCGCAACUGCAGCAAUAUCAGGAAGACAAUACGCGUCUCCAGCAUCGCAUUUCCUACCUGGAAGAACAAGUAAACGAGCUCCAAAGCAACAAAGAAAAGGAAAAACAUCUCAACGAGAACCUUUCGAUACUCGCAAACAGCGUUCAAAAGCAGGGAAACACGCACAUCACGAGCAUCAGUAUUUCGAGUCCUCCAUCGACGCCGCCCGACGACAAGCCCCAAGUUUAUCAGCGCGGAUCUUUCGUGGCAAUUGUCGAGAAUAAAUCGAGUCCGUCGCCGCCACAAAAACCGCACAUCACGACGACACUGAUUAAAGACCUGAAAGAGAAAAAAUCAAAAAAUUACAAGCAAAUGCCACGAACUGUUUCGACAUCAGCCCUUUCGAUACAGACAGAUGUCGACAUGAAGCAACGGAGAGAGAUGAGACGAAUGGAAAGAGAGAAAUAUAACCAGCAAUAUCUUAGCCAGAGCACGAACCAUAUUAAUGGAUUGCAUAACGGUAGACACAGUAUUGAGUAUUUGAAUCAGCAUAACACGCAGUUGAGUGAAAAACGUCGCAUCCACAUCGAUCAAGGAAAACGCAUCGACAUGCGAUCCGUUCGUAGCUUAGAUUUCGACAGCGAUAUCGGCGAUAAAUCUGUCGAUUACACAUCCGAGCCUGUAGCUGCAAGAAUCCGUCCUGUGCCGCCAAAGAAGCCCUUGAGACUUUCCCUUCAUCGAGCGCAAAGCUUGCAAACAGUCGAAGCCGUGAUUGCUGAUCUCGAUAAAAAGCGAAUAUUAAAAAGACCUCACAGAACGGAGUCAGCGCAUCAUUUGAACGAAAAUGUGAAUGCUUUGGCGAUGCAUACCGCGUCGCUGGGAAGACAACGAUAUGUUUGAAAAAAUUAUAAAAAAUAAUUAAAAAUGAUAUUUUUUUAGUUUUUAGAAGAGAUUCUUAUUGA
Culicoides brevitarsis is the source of this 1891-nucleotide messenger RNA. RefSeq lists its product as uncharacterized. The record is from RefSeq and is a predicted model, not a curated record. Bases 66 to 1829 code for a protein of 587 amino acids. Lineage: Eukaryota; Metazoa; Arthropoda; Insecta; Diptera; Ceratopogonidae. The transcript has 6 exons. Gene Ontology annotation, molecular function: protein binding.